Fusarium graminearum PH-1 is the source of this 306-nucleotide messenger RNA. RefSeq lists its product as uncharacterized. The transcript has 2 exons. The record is from RefSeq and is a predicted model, not a curated record. Bases 1 to 306 code for a protein of 101 amino acids. Lineage: Eukaryota; Fungi; Ascomycota; Sordariomycetes; Hypocreales; Nectriaceae.
AUGUUUGUAUACGCCAAGAAUGGACAUUUACGGCCAUGUCGCACUGUCACCUAUAAUUCACUGCGUCUUAUCGACCCGGUGCUAGCUCCUUGGCUUUUGAUUGGGAAUUAUCUGCCCGAUAUCCUGUCCUUGAGAUGUGAUCCAAAGGGUCUCGCUUAUACGGCUAGGAUUCUCUACUAUCAACAAGAUGCAGAUGAGAUCUAUGAUACAAACAUCAUGCUCCCUACAUGCGCCAAUGCAACCCAAAACGGGAUGAAAUUAUGCAUUAUAACAAGUUAUUCAGCAACCUACGACUUCAAUGUGUGA